AUGUCACCUUACUCAUCCAUUGCUCUUCUUAUGCUUUGCAUUUUCGGAGUUUGCCUCACUGAGUCUCUAAGUAAUGGCUUCAGCGUUGAACUUAUCCAUCGUGACUCUGUAAAAUCACCAUUUUAUCGUCCAGCAGAAACACACUUCUUACGAGUUUCCAAUGUAGUGCGUCGUUCCUUCAAGGGUGCCAGUCCUUUUAGAAAAACUUCUUCCCGUACAAAUACUAUUGAAUCAGAUGUAAUCCCAACCACAUUUGGUGAUUACAUCAUGAGUUUUUCAAUUGGUACUCCACCGUUUGAGGUUUAUGGUACUCUUGAUACGGGAAGUGAUGUUGUCUGGAUUCCGUGCAAACCUUGUAAGUCAUGUGAUGAAAGAAUCAAACCUUUAAUUUUUUAUCCUUCAGAAUCCAAAACCUACAAAACCUUUCCUUGCUCCUCCACCACAUGUCAAUCUUUAAAAUAUUACACCACGUGCUCCUCUUCUUCAGGCACAUGUGGAUAUAGAAUAGAAUAUAUGGAUCAAACAAAGUCACAAGGAGAUCUUAGUACAGAUACGGUUACCAUGAACACCACGAAUGGCUCCUCUGUCUCAUUUCCUAGCAUCUUGAUUGGAUGUGGACAGGACAUAACUGGGAUUCAACAUACAAGACAAGCUGGCUUUGUUGGCCUCAGAGACGGACCUUUGUCUUUCACAACUCAAUUGGGUUCUUCCAUGAAAAGAAAGUUCUCCUAUUGUAUGGCGCCUUUAUCUUUGGCGUUUAAUAUCUCAAGUAAACUAAAUUUUGGUGAUGCUGCUAUUGUUACUGGACAGGGGACUGUCCCAACGCCCCUAAUCCUAAAACCCGACUAUACACUAACAUUGGAAGCAAUUAGUGUGGGAGAUAAGAGACUUGAUAUAGGGCCCUCCUUUGGGUCUAGCGCAGAAAAUAUCAUAAUCGACUCUGGCACAACAUUUACAUAUUUGCCCAAUGAUUUCUACAACAAGUUGGAAUCAAUAGUGGCUGAUAUUGUAAGUUUAAAGCGUGUUGCAUAUCCAUAUCCAGGUCACUAUUUGAAAUCAAGCCUAUGCUUCGAAGGCUCACUAGACACAUUGAAGGUUCCUGUUAUCACUGCACAUUUUAGAGGUGCUGAUGUCACGUUAAAUUCUUUCCAUACUUUUCGUCCAAUGAAUAAUCGAGUUGUGUGCUUUAGUUUUGCCUCGUCUAAAGAUUUUGGGAUUAAUAUCUUUGGGAACAUGGCGCAACAGAACUUUUUGGUUGGCUACGACUUGCAAAAGAAAAUUGUCUCCUUUAAGCCCACAGACUGCACAAAGCACUGA
Messenger RNA from Lotus japonicus, 1317 nucleotides. Its product is annotated as aspartic proteinase CDR1-like. The transcript has a single exon. The record is from RefSeq and is a predicted model, not a curated record. Lineage: Eukaryota; Viridiplantae; Streptophyta; Magnoliopsida; Fabales; Fabaceae. Gene Ontology annotation, cellular component: extracellular region. Gene Ontology annotation, molecular function: aspartic-type endopeptidase activity. Gene Ontology annotation, biological process: proteolysis. Bases 1 to 1317 code for a protein of 438 amino acids.